Tetrahymena thermophila SB210 is the source of this 729-nucleotide messenger RNA. Its product is annotated as carrier protein, putative. The record is from RefSeq and is a predicted model, not a curated record. Lineage: Eukaryota; Ciliophora; Oligohymenophorea; Hymenostomatida; Tetrahymenidae. The transcript has a single exon.
AUGGAGGGAGAAGAAUUAAAGUAGUAAGAGUUAAAAGUGAAAAAAUUUAUAAGAAAAUCUAGGUUCACAAAAAGAAAAGAAAGAAGAUAGAAGCUUAGUUAAGAAGCAUAGGCUCAUAAACAAAAAAUAAGCGAAAUAAGACAUUUAGAAAAGGAUUUUAUUUGUGCUAUUUGUUUGUAGUAUAUAUGCUGCAGUACGAGCACUAAAUGUGGGCAUGCUUUUUGUGAAACAUGCCUUACAGAAUAUGAGUUAUUGUUUGAUAAAUGUUUAGUUUGCGAUUCAAGCAUAAAGAAUUAAGAAAUAAGGUCUUGUUUUUUACUAGACAAUUUGAUAUAGGAGUUUAUAGAGCGUAAUCAUCCAUCAGAAUUAUAAAAUUUCAAUAAAAGAAAAGCUGAAUGCAUAUAAUAAAGAUAAAAAAAGUAAAUUUCAGAUUGGCAAAUCGGAAUGAAAAUAGAUAUAAGAGACUCCAAUAAUAUUUGGUGUGUAGGGAUUAUUUCUCGUAUCUAACCUAAUAAAAAUAACUAGGCAUAAAACAUUGUAGUCUGCUAUGUGAACAAUCUAAAUAUCCAAGAAGAAUUACCAUGUGCCUCUUCGAGACUGGCUCCUUUUGGAUUAUAUAGUUCUAGAAAAGACAUUCCUCAUUACAAUAAUUGUUAAAAUACAUCUGAAAUAGUCAUUCACCUACCUACUCUUUCUGAUAAUGUUCCAUAAAAAUUAUUUAUCUAAUGA